Hemicordylus capensis (graceful crag lizard) is the source of this 3765-nucleotide messenger RNA. RefSeq lists its product as uncharacterized. Gene Ontology annotation, biological process: DNA recombination; DNA integration. Gene Ontology annotation, molecular function: DNA binding. The transcript has 2 exons. The record is from RefSeq and is a predicted model, not a curated record. The coding region runs from base 559 to 1932 and encodes 457 amino acids. NCBI's taxonomy places the organism in Eukaryota, Metazoa, Chordata, Lepidosauria, Squamata, Cordylidae.
AGAGCUCAUUCCGCUCUCAGACGGCACAGGAACAGGACGCUUUUUCGUGGCUCCUGCUCCUCUCUGGGGACGGUCGGCGCGAGACGGGGACGGGGUUUCCACCCGAGUGGUGGCGGCGGCAGUUGAGGGGGCGGCUUUUUAAGGCCCCCCCCGGAGGUUUGGAGCGGCCUUGGGCCGCGUUUGGCCGGAGUGCCCGCGGCGUUUUUGGGCCCAGCCGAGGCCGGCCUGCGGCCUGAAGCCCGAGCAGGCGGGCCGCCCCUAACGGCGGCCCUGCAAGCACAUAGGGGGUUGGGUUUGUCUGUCCCCAUUUCCUCGUGUUUGGUUGUUGGGGAUAGGAGUUGCUGUGGUUUCUGGGACUCUUUGGGGGUUGCAGCGGCUGGCCUGGGUGUCCCCCCCCCCCCCCCGGCUGUAUUUGGGUUUGGAUUGUUGGGUGGUUGCUGGUUUUCUUUUCAAGUACUGUGGGCUGCAGGGUGGGAGUGGUUUGGCUGCACCUCUCGUGUGCUGCCUCAGUGGGAUCACUAGAGCAGCAGUUCCAGCUUCUGGGCACUGCUAGAUAUCAUGGGUCCUAAGAAGGCAAAGGCAAAGGCAAAGACUGGAGGGAAGCGGGUUCGGCCCCCCCCUCGCCCUGCGCCAAUAUCUGAUUCAUCCUCGGAUGAGGAUGGGGAUAUGGGUACAGUUAGGGCGCUCAUUGCGCGCCUCGAGGCGCUGGAGAGACAGAAGCUGGCGCCUGCGUCGGAGGAGAAGGGUGGUCCGUCAGGCUCACACGUGGCUUCUAAGAGAGUUACCAGAGGCCUUAAACGUGCCAAACUUAUGCAAUCCCUAGCAUCCAGAAUUGAAGCCUUGGAGGCGGGUAAUCCACAGCUGGUCCCGGCAGCGGUUGACUUGACAUCAGACAACAGUGGUUCGCCGAUUGUUUCCGGAUCUGGCGGUGGGGAUGCCCGCCCUGCGGACGCGCAAGGGCUAGGUGCAGCGCUUUCGCCAGCUCGUGCCAGAGGCGGAACGUCAUCCCGAACAGAUGCCGUUGUGGCUGUGGAGCCUUGGCGCUUAGAAGCGCAGAGGGCUGUUUGGGCCUCCCUGGCCCCCAGCACACGCACGGCUUAUAAUAGACAGUGCAGGGCCUUCAUGGAUUUUAGGACACAGGUAGGAUUGGGUCAGGACUGGCCUCCUCCUGCGGAACAUCUGAUGCAGUUCCUGGUACACCUUAAGGGUAAGGGGCUUUCUUCCAGGGCAUUGGCGGGCUAUUUGGCGGCCCUGGCUUUCCAAUCUAAAGCUCGGGGCCUUGCUGACACCACAGGGGACUUCAGGGUACGGAGGAUGCUGGAGGGUUGGUCCCGGGAGCAUCCGGCCGAGGCCGAUAGCCGUAAGCCCAUUUUGCCUUUGGCGAUUCGGGGUGCAGUGGAGCAUUUAGCGGGUGUUUGUAGGUCCCCUUAUGAGACUGCGCUUUUCCAUGCAGCUAUGGUGGUCCUGUUUUUUGGGGCCUUUCGGGCCAGCGAGCUUUUCCCCAGGGGGCGGUUCAGCCACUCCACUAGGGUAGUCCAGUUCGGGGACACUGUCCCCGGGCGGGCCGCAUUGACCUUGCGCCUGCGUUUUUCUAAGACUGAUCAGCGGGGCAGGGGGCACCUUGUGUCACUUCAUCGGGCAGAGGACGUUUUGUUGUGCCCAGUGCGGGCCCUUAACGCUUACCUGACCCUUCGGGGGGCUGCGCCUGGGUGCCUUUUCAUCCAUGAGGAUGGACGCCCCCUCACUCAGUACCAAUUCUGGGCGGUGGCCCGCCGUGCGCUUCAUGCGGCAGGGGUGGACACUGCACGGCUUUCCCUUCACUCCUUCCGCAUUGGUGCGGCUUCAACGGCCUCCCGGCUGGGUCUUUCUGGCGAGACUAUCCAGCGCAUUGGGCGUUGGCGAUCUGCCACUUACCGGAAAUAUGUGCGCUAGCGUCUUUGAGUCGACGCUAAUUGUGUUUUUCUUUACAGGCCCGGCGCGUAGGGCUGAGAGGGCUCGGGUCCUCAUCCUGGGCCAUUCCAUUGUUUUCUGGGCUCACAAGGCUGCACGUGGGGUCCAGCCUGGAACGCAGCUGGGUCUGGGCCAGUGGGCAUCGAUCUCCUGGAUCGGUCGUCGCGGGAUGGUCAUCGCCCAAUUUUUGCCUCUGUUUCAGGAAUUUAUGGCGGCAAACCAGCCGCCGGAUAUCCUUGUUCUGCAUCUUGGUGAAAAUGAUUUGGCAUCCCAGACUGGGUUGGCUAUCUUCCACAGCUUGAGGAGGGAUAUUUUACAGGUCCUUAGGUGGUGCCCGGGGAUUGCCAUCCUUUGGUCAGCCAUGCUGCAGCGCAGGGUUUGGAGGGGAGCCCGGGACCCUUAUGGGGUGGACAGGGCCCGCAGGAAGGUUAACGCACAGAUGGCACGUUUUCUGGGGUCCAUUGGUGGAGGGUUUAUAGAACACCCGGGCAUAAUUUUUUCGUUACCCUGCCUCUUUAGAGGGGAUGGUGUCCACCUUUCGCCUAGCGGGACCCGUUUGUUUUUGAAGGAUUUGGAGCAGGGAUUGGCUGCGUGGCUACGCACUCAGUGGGGUUAGCAUGGUGUUAAGCUAGGCUAACCCAUGCUUUGGCAGGUGCAGUGCGGUUGGAAAUGAUGUUAUUAGGCUGGUGAGCACCUUCGGGUAAGUGUUUGGCUAUGGGUCAUAAAGGGGCAACUCCCUAGAGACUGCACGGCUCAGGGAUGUCUGCCCUUGGUUGACCUACCCUGACUGGUUAAGCCCCAUGGAAUGGCUGAACGGCUACCUGGGGGCGAUGCUAGUUCAGGGACCCGGCACUAGGCUGGCUAGGAUAGGCAGCCCCGGUUUCAGAGCUUUCGGGUUGCCUGGAGCCAAGGUGCAUCGCCCUAUGCCAUAGGUUAUGCAUGCCAUGGUUGUGCAUGCCUGUAAUACCGCACUGUAAGAAGGGAUCAGCCAUCCCUGCUCUUUCAUUGUUGUUAAAGUUUAAUAAACUGUGGCCCUUAUUUACACCAAUUCCUUGAGUCUCGUGUCUUCUUGGGUGUCGGGCAAUCCCGCUGCCUCCGCUUGAAUAAGCGGAGCAGCGUCUUUGCCUGGCCCCCUGCAAGAAGCACGAGGCUUCUCCUGGCCUGAUUGGCUGAAUAGCCCGUGCAGGGGGAGGGGCGUGAGCCAGCGUCCUGCUCACUGAUCAAGAGAGCUCAUUCCGCUCUCAGACGGCACCCACCCUCCCUUCCCUAGGUACAGUCAAGGUUUCAACUGGUCGCCGUUUGGGGCCGAGCAGGAAUUUUUUGGGCGCUCACUUGAUUGGCCGUUAGUGUACGCCUUUUUUCGCCUGCUCUUGACUGUAUCACCUGUAGGCAGUAGUUAGUUUGGUCACAGUAUGGCAGGUGCAGUGCGGUUGGAAAUGAUGUUAUUAGGCUGGUGAGCACCUUCGGGUAAGUGUUUGGCUAUGGGUCAUAAAGGGGCAACUCCCUAGAGACUGCACGGCUCAGGGAUGUCUGCCCUUGGUUGACCUACCCUGACUGGUUAAGCCCCAUGGAAUGGCUGAACGGCUACCUGGGGCCGAUGCUAGUUCAGGGACCCGGCACUAGGCUGGCUAGGAUAGGCAGCCCCGGUUUCAGAGCUUUCGGGUUGCCUGGAGCCAAGGUGCAUCGCCCUAUGCCAUAGGUUAUGCAUGCCAUGGUUGUGCAUGCCUGUAAUACCGCACUGUAAGAAGGGAUCAGCCAUCCCUGCUCUUUCAUUGUUGUUAAAGUUUAAUAAACUGUGGCCCUUAUUUACACCAA